GCACGUGGUUUGAAGAUGGCGUCUGGCGCUGGAAGGAUGGUGAGAGUUUCCAGUGAGUCCAGCAGCAGCGACGAUGAGGAGCUUAAAAGAUGCAGGGAGGCUGUUUGGGACCAGAACCAGAAUAACAAGACUAAAGAUGUGGAUGGAGUUAAACUCGAGUCAAAGCGUGUUGUCGUUGCGGAGCAUGACCACGAUGGAAACGAGCUCCAGGUCACCCAGGGGUUUCGGACACAUGUGGCUAAAAAGUUGGAGCAUCUUCUGGACAGCUUCAUCUCAGAAACUCAACCUGCAGCCUUGAAAGGUCUGCAGUCCCAAUCUGAUGAUGAGGAUGAUGAAGGAUUUCGUCUGUUUUCCACGUCGGUUCCAGGACAGGAAGCUGCUAAGCCUUCAUCACCUCCCAGAUGUCGUCCUCCUCUCAGCUCAAGCGACAGCGACAGUGAGAUGGAGACACGGCUGAAAGAAGCAGCGGUGUCCAUCACUGACCUGUUACCUCCUGCAACACACUCCUCUUCCUCUGCAGAGCCUCCUGCCUCAGAGGUCAGAGCAAAAAAGAAAAGAGUAGAAGAAGAGCAUCGUGUCAAGAAGAAGAAGAAACAGAACAAGGAAGAGGAAAAGCAGGAGGACUCUGAAUGCUCUGCUCUUUAUCAAAGCAGCGGCGAGCAGGAACGCCCUGCAGGCGACGUCAGACGGAAAAAGAAGAAGAAGCAUAAAAAAAAUACAGAAGAAGAAUCUCCGAGCUAAUUUUUUAUUCUACCGUUUACUGAUUUUGUGCUUUAUGUUGAGGCGAAAAUAACUCAGACACCCGCUUGUUUAUGAAACAUCUUUACAUCCAUUGUUCAAGGUUAUAUAUAAAAAAUCCUCAUGGAAAGUGAAAAAAAAGCAUUUAAAGAAGCAAAUUAAAAA
This is a messenger RNA of Cyprinodon variegatus (sheepshead minnow), 903 nucleotides long. It is a transcript of the gene cunh12orf43, whose product is annotated as chromosome unknown open reading frame, human C12orf43. The transcript is spliced from 6 exons. The record is from RefSeq and is a predicted model, not a curated record. Gene Ontology annotation, biological process: Wnt signaling pathway; negative regulation of Wnt signaling pathway; Spemann organizer formation. Lineage: Eukaryota; Metazoa; Chordata; Actinopteri; Cyprinodontiformes; Cyprinodontidae. Bases 16 to 741 code for a protein of 241 amino acids.